AUGACACCACCACCACCACCACCACCACCACCACCACCACCACCACCAAAAGAACGUUCUACAUGUCCAUCUGAAACAACCUACUACAUGCUGAGUUGCAGUGCUGCCCAGCCCAUGGAUAUUCAUGUUCUUCAAAGCCAGCCCGCCCAGAAGGUCGCGUUUAAAGACUCUUCCACGGUUCGUGUGGGUAGUAAACUUGUUCGCAAUAAGCCACCCACCCAGCCCUCUGCUAUGCGACCCAAGCGUAAUCCAAACGCUGUAAAAAGUAAUGUACAGACUGCAAGUGCAGCGGGAGUUGUUGUUCCACCCGCCCAACCCACGAGUUGUCAUUUGGUCCGCGGCGGGUUCCAGCCGCGCCUUCCGACUUCGCUGCCGCCCCCAGGGCAGCAGCCGUCGCCGCUACCACGCCGACAGCCCGUCCCGUUGAUGCCUCCCGCGCAGCUUCAUCCGGGAGCGCCCCAGGUGGUCGCUCCGGCGCCUGCGGUCCCUCUUCAGUCGCCACCGCCUUCGGAGCUGAUGGACGUCGACCCCUCAGCCGGGCCGCCUUCCCAAGCGGUGGCUGUGCAGCCUGCCAUGCAGCCGCUUUCCUUGGGCACCCCCAAGGAGUCUGACACCGCAGCGCCUUGUCCGGCGCCCACUCAGCAGCCGUCGACGCAGCGUCAGGAGACGCUGCCUCUCUUCGUGGGUCCCGAUGCCCCGUCGCGUCCAGUACCAGAAGCUGCGCCCGUGGUCACAGGCGUGCACCCUGACCUCGGUUUUCAGUCGGUGUUUCCCGAGGCCCCGCGCAGCCAAUGCUGGGGUGCGGACCGGGGACUGCCACCGACAACAGUCUCCGCCCCGCCACUGGACAGUGCAUUUCAGCCACUGGACAGUGCAUUUCAGCCACUGGACAGUGCAUUUCAGCCACUGGACAGUGCAUUUCAGCCACUGGACAGUGCAUUUCAGCCACUGGACAGUGCAUUUCAGCCACUGGACAGUGCAUUUCAGCCACUGGACAGUGCAUUUCAGCCACUGGACAGUGCAUUUCAGUCACAGUCGCGUUCUCCUCGUUCUACUGUCAAAUCUGGAGCAUCACCGCUAAAUACUGUGACAGCGCCUAAUCGCAGAAGAUUUACUUUCUCUCUCAUGACAAGCAGUUGA
This is a messenger RNA of Schistocerca nitens (vagrant locust), 1140 nucleotides long. RefSeq lists its product as uncharacterized. Bases 1 to 1140 code for a protein of 379 amino acids. The record is from RefSeq and is a predicted model, not a curated record. NCBI's taxonomy places the organism in Eukaryota, Metazoa, Arthropoda, Insecta, Orthoptera, Acrididae. The transcript has 4 exons.